AUGCCUUCAGCUAUUGUUACCGGUGCUACUGGGAUCACGGGGAGUGCAAUUGUGCAUCACCUGUUGAAAGAUGGAUCUUACGACAAAAUCUAUUCUUUCUCGCGUGGAAAUCCGGGUCACAAAGAUCCGAAAGUCCAACAUGUCACCCUGGACCUGCAAAGCUCGGCACAAGACAUGGCCAAGUCUUUCGAGGGCGUGUCCGCCGAGUAUAUUUUCUUUUGUGCCUAUUUAGCUUCCGAGGACCAGGAUGAGUUGUCCCGGGUCAAUGAAGCUUUACUUUACAAUUUCCUGGAAGCACUGGAGCUCAACGGCUCGGCGCGGAAGAUCAAACGUUUCAUUCUCACUUGCGGGUUCAAGCAGUACGGUGUACACAUCGGACCUGGAAAGCAGCCUCUACUCGAGGACGAUCCCCUUUUGGAAAACGAUGCAGGUGGUGUAUCUUGGCCGCCGAUUUUCUAUUACCCACAACAACGUGUCCUAGCCAACGCAGCUAAGAAAGGCGGCUGGGAGUGGGUGGCCACACUACCAGAAGACGUGCUAGGAUAUGCUCGUGGUAACUUCAUGAACGAAGCCACAGCCCUCGGCCUCUACUGCGCUGUCAGUAAAGCUCUUCCGGGAUCGGAGCUCCCUUUCAUCGGCAGCAAGGCCAACUACUUUACCUUCAAUUGCUGGACAUCAGCCAAUCUCCAUGCCAAAUUCUGUCUAUGGGCAGCCACCGCACAGGGCGCAGGGAAUCAGAUCUUCAACGUAAUGAAUGGAGAUACGGAAUCGUUCCAGAACCUGUGGCCGCGUAUGGCCGCCCGUUUCGGCUGCCGUAUCCCUGAUCCCAUGUUCCCGAACGGAGGUACUCCAGAUACCAAAGGCUUCAAAAGCUACGAGUCGUCGACGAUCCAUUUCAAGAAUAAGCCGCCUCUGAAGGCAUCUGCCUCCGCGCUGGGUCUCUCUACGGACUCGGUUUCUAACGACUCCCCCACCCUGUUCCUCCAGGUUGACCCUGAGAAGUGGGCGAAACGAGAGGAUGUCAACAAGGCCUGGGCUACACUUCGUGAGCGAUACAACCUUGAUCAACACGCAUGGGAUAAGGCCACAUGGAACUUUUUGACGAUGACUCUUGGUCGGGACUGGAGUUGUGUGGGAAGUAUGAGUAAGGCUAGGAAGCUGGGUUGGACUGGGUAUGCCGAUACGUGGGAUGAGUUGGAGGAGACAUUCGAAAUCCUCGAAUCCGAGGGCGUCCUUCCGCCUCUGAAUCAGCUGAGGAAGGAUUUCUAG
Messenger RNA from Penicillium brevicompactum, 1269 nucleotides. Its product is annotated as SDR family oxidoreductase. The transcript has 2 exons. The record is from RefSeq and is a predicted model, not a curated record. Bases 1 to 1269 code for a protein of 422 amino acids. NCBI's taxonomy places the organism in Eukaryota, Fungi, Ascomycota, Eurotiomycetes, Eurotiales, Aspergillaceae.